Messenger RNA from Oldenlandia corymbosa var. corymbosa, 1985 nucleotides. The record is from the annotation of a GenBank genome assembly. NCBI's taxonomy places the organism in Eukaryota, Viridiplantae, Streptophyta, Magnoliopsida, Gentianales, Rubiaceae.
UGCUGCACAAAAAAAGGAAUACACUGGAAUAAUUUUGCGAAAGAAAUAGUCCAAUGAAAACAUGGUGGCACGUUUUAUCACGACAGACACGUGUGAGCAGCAUCUCCGGCCUGCGAGUACGGUGUAGCCGCCCUCCGGGCUUCUGACUUCCGCCGCGACAAAAACAACUCAUAGAGUUCCUCGUCGUCACCGGACGGCUGAAAUCUUCUUCAUCGACCAGAGUUCAAAAUCGCAUUUAAGUUGCGGCAAUUAAGUUUUACCAGAAUUUCUUCCGUCACGUUUUCGACGGCUUGCGAUCAGUUCUCCGUUUCCGAGCAACUACACUCGCAAAUAUGUCUUCCAGUGCGUCAAAAGCCGACGACCUCGAAACUCUGAAACGCCGUCGUAUUCUGUCCAGCAAGCUCUACUUCGAUGUGCCUCCGUCCAAGGUUCCUCUAAUUUACUCGCCUUCCUACGAUAUUUCUUUCCUUGGCAUCGAAAAGUUGCAUCCUUUUGAUUCUUCCAAAUGGGGUCGGAUUUGCCAAUUCCUUGUUACGGAUGGUUUUCUGAGGAAGAAUUCCAUUGUGGAGCCGUUGGAGUCUACCAAAGAUGACCUCCUGGUGGUUCAUUCAGAGUCAUACUUGAAUAGUCUGAAGAGAAGCUCAAGUGUUGCUGUCAUUGUUGAGGUACCCCCGGUUGCUGUAUUACCUAAUUGUCUCGUGCAGCAGAAAGUUCUUCGGCCUUUCCGUAAACAGGUUGGAGGAACUAUAUUGGCUGCAAAGCUUGCACAAGAACGUGGAUGCGCUAUAAAUGUGGGUGGUGGGUUUCAUCAUUGUUCUGCAGAGAGAGGUGGUGGAUUCUGUGUUUUUGCUGACAUCUCUCUUUGCAUUCAUUUUGCCUUUGUCCGUUUAAAUAUUUCGAGGGUGAUGAUUAUUGAUCUUGAUGCACACCAGGGAAACGGACAUGAGAUGGAUUUUGCAAAUGACAGAAGGGUUUAUAUUCUGGAUAUGUACAAUCCUCAAAUUUAUCCUCUUGAUUAUGAGGCCAGGAGACUGGGACAUCAACGAGCGAAUAUUUGACAAAACUUGAUGAUGCUCUUGAGGUGGCUUCUCGGAAUUUUAACCCUGAGUUGAUCAUUUACAAUGCUGGCACUGAUAUUUUGGAUGGGGAUCCUCUGGGCAGGUUAAAGAUCAGCCCCGAGGGAAUAGGCAUGAGGGAUGAAAAGGUCUUCAGAUUUGCUAAAGAGAGGAGCAUUCCUCUUGUUAUGCUUACGUCAGGUAAUUUCCUUGGCUCUAUAUGAAACAGGAGAUGGCUCCAGUAGUAAUGUAACAUCCCCUGGUAGUAUUAUCAGCAGUUUUUGUCCACAUUUGCAGGUGGUUAUAUGAAAUCCAGUGCGAGAGUGAUUGCAGAUUCAAUCAUAAACCUCUCGAAGAAGGCAUUGAUAGAGCUGCAGUGAUCAAUUUAUAGAAAAUCCGACAACACAAGACCUGAACUCCUGAUUAUGUAUGGUUCUAUAUCAAAAAUGCGUGAGGCAGUCAGGCAGUGGACAUAGUAAGUACUAAACUUUGUGGAUUUCGCAGCGUGCUUAUACUAAUUAGGUAGAGUAAUACUGGAAAAGUGAACAAAAAAGAGGACCUUGAAAUAAGUAAAGUUGUGAAAGAAGAUGGUGGGGGGAAGGACAGAAACCCCCGUGAAAUGUGUAUGAUGUUGCACCUUAUAGGAGGCAUGAAUGCGUGUAUGUAUUUUGUAAAAAUAUAAGAGUGAGUGAAGAUUACUACAGAAGUAGAGUAACAAAGCACGACUCUUUUAACUAUCUCGAUUUCAUCUUCAGAUUUAGAUUCUGUUGUCAUUCACAAUUCACAUGGGUCCUUUUCUUUCCUUCCCUCCCUCCCUCCCAUUAAGUCAAACAGUACAAGAGUAUAUUUUCUGUAAGUAAAUAUGAUUCGGUAAUUUAGUAAAAACUGUCCAACACGAGUUGAGUUACUAAAGGAAUCCGGAUCCUGUCC